This is a messenger RNA of Funneliformis geosporum, 661 nucleotides long. NCBI's taxonomy places the organism in Eukaryota, Fungi, Glomeromycota, Glomeromycetes, Glomerales, Glomeraceae. The record is from the annotation of a GenBank genome assembly.
GAGCAGCACACAAUUUAGUUGAAGACUGUGAAAGAUUAGCCGAAUUCUUUACUGGUAUUAGGGAAUUCAGAAAUGCUCGUAAGGAAUUGUUGGCUUUUAAUAAUCAACAAGAGUUUGAUAAUAAUAAGCAAAGUUUAUUAACUAAAAUCACCGAAGCUGUUAACGGCUUACAAAUGAAAACAAGCAAUAAUUCUUCAAUUGGUGGUGUCUGUAUUAUUUGGAAUGAUUUUGCUGAUAGUUUAAAUUCGGAAAUAGAAAACUUCCGUAAAGACUUAGAGUUAUUAAAAACUGGUAUCGAACGAGUUCCUUAUAAUGAAAUGAAAGAGUUGCAAAAACUUCUCUCGGAUGAAAGAAAACUACAAAAAGAAAUCGAAGAAAACGAAAGAAAAGCCCGUAAUGAGCCUGAUGAUAACAAAAAAAAGCAAUUUAUCUUUCUUGCUGCAGUCGAGAAUAAAUUAAGCGGUAGAAAUAGACCGCCAAGAACUACUAGAACUAAUCCUAAUCCGCAAGGAACUGGCUUUGGUAAUGGCGGUGGUGGUUCUAGCACUACUACUGACCCAAGCACUAGUUAUAGUAACUAUUCGCCAAAUUCUAAUAACAAUCAAGAUCAAAAGCCAUUUACAGAAAAAUACUUAAAGGAAAUAUUAUUAGGCGUGAUUGA